Messenger RNA from Maudiozyma barnettii, 1509 nucleotides. It is a transcript of the gene AEP1, whose product is annotated as Aep1p. Gene Ontology annotation, biological process: regulation of translation. Lineage: Eukaryota; Fungi; Ascomycota; Saccharomycetes; Saccharomycetales; Saccharomycetaceae. The transcript has a single exon. The coding region runs from base 1 to 1509 and encodes 502 amino acids. The record is from RefSeq and is a predicted model, not a curated record. Gene Ontology annotation, molecular function: translation regulator activity.
AUGAUUAGAGGUACUCAGGUUGGCAAACUAAGUGUUUAUGCUGAUUGGAAGAUUCCGACUAAUCUGGUUAAACUUAAACUGAACGGCCAAAAUAUUAUUCGAUCGAGGCCCAGUGAAAUACUUCAUCCUUUUUAUAAGAUUGGCCCAUUAGAACAAUUACUUUUGAAUUAUGCAUACGCGAAUGCUUCAUUACUUGGAGGGAAGGCGAAUUUUGCCAUACUCGAUAAGGAUUCUCAAAAGUUUAUCCCUAAACAACUGAUCAUGAGAAGUACUCCGGAUUUACCGGAAUGGGUACAUACCUAUAGUUUCCAUGUUUGCAAUAAUGUGUUUAAGGAUAUUUCUUCCAUGAUUACGAUCAGUAGAAAUGAUAUUAAAAACCAGAUCAGGGACAGUUAUAUCACCAAAGAAACGUCUGCAAAUAUUGAAACCAUAGAAACCUUAAUGACAAAAAACACCAAAAUGCCAAAACCUUUCGACCCAUUGAAUCUUGUUUCAUUGAUCGAUGGUGUUGUAAUGACGACAGAUGGUGUAUACCCCGAAGAUAUUUACACAUUUGUGAUACAGAAACAUUGUAACCAUUUGAAUAAUAUUGUCUUGUCAAUCAACGCCAUAAUGUUACAUAUAGAGACUAUGAAACUAGACCAAUUUUCUGUUCUUGAAAAACUGGUUAGUCAAUUGAUAUAUAUUAUGAGACCUCAGAUAGAACUUUUCCCUGAACAUGAAUUCAAAGAGGCCCUUACCAAAUUAGGUGAUUUGAUUCAACGGAUGAAAAUGAAAUUCACAAAUCAGAUGUUUAAAGGUAGUACACAUUUUCAAUUACUAGAUUUGCACACUCGUAUGAAAAACGUGAUGACAGCCCAUGAAUAUCUUAAGAAGUUGAUAGUAGUCAAUAAUAUGUUACCCGAGGAACAACUACUUUCGGAAUACAUUACUAUGUUGACGGAAUGCUUCCAUGGAGAUAAUAUAAGUAAGAUGGGAUAUAUUUCUGACCUCAGUAGCGUUAUCGAAUCCCAAAUGACUUCGGAAAUGUUGCAUUUUACAUUACCUCUGUGUGUCGAUUUUAGCGAAAUUCAAAGAUUGUUACAGAUAAUAAUACAAAAGAAAGAGACACACAACCUCAUAAAUAAGGUUUCGCUUACUGCUAUCCUGAAACAGGUCGAAAUCAGUGGUGACAACGAUCUAACAAGAGGUAUUAACAUUACCAAAGUGUACAAUUCCUUACUUGAGCAUAAAAUGUUAUCGAAGCAAUACAUAUCUAUAUUUGUUGAACAUUUCGCAAGAUGUGGUAAUUUCAACAUGAUAGCAAACCUGAUCGAUUCCAAAAAUUUCUCAUUAGUUGAUACCCCAGAAUUAUCAGAAAAGAUUAUCAUUAACAUUAAACAAGACAGAGAUGAAGAUAUACCUAUGUAUGCCAAGAAAGGUAAUCUAUUUUUGUCCCAAUAUAUAUUACCUGUGGUUGAUAAAAUCGAAUUAUCUGAAGAAUUGAAAAAAACUUUAAUAGAUAUUUAA